CAUUAGCGAACUAAUCAAAUCAAAUCGGUUCAAAACCAAAAAGAAAAACCAAUUAAGCUACUUCUGUUCAUUCGAUUCCACUGUCAUCCGAGAGCACACCAUGAGUGGUCCUGCAGUGUGCUGCCUGUAGGUGCCGUCCAUCGCCGUGGCCCGUGGGCGGUGGGCGUCGUCUGAGGCCGAGACGAGACGCCGAGCAGUGGUGGCUCUGCAGGAACGAAAAUAUUCUGCCCUUGUCGGAGCGAAUUCCCGACAGCCAUCACCACGGGCUGCAUGCCUGCGUGGCUGUCGGCUCGGCAGGCGCAGGCGCAGGCGCGCGCGACAACUGGUUGCAAGCGCAGUAGAAAAGCAGCUAGCUGCCUAGCUCCACGGCAAAGCCGAGCAAGCAGGAGCUAGAGCUAGCAGAGGAGGCGAAAGAAAAGCGAUAGAAAGGAGAGCGAGCUGAGCUGAGCUGAGGAUGGCGGAGGGGAAGAAGGCGAGGCCGAGGGAGGAGGAGCUCGUGGAGGCCGCGCUGGCCGCGGCGGCGGCGGCGCUGCUCGUGUCGGGCGUCAAGAGGCUGGUGGUGGCGCCGGCGGCCGCGCUCGCGGCGCCGUGGUGGUGGCCCGCGCCGCUCUCGGUGCCGUCGCCCGCGCUGUUCCUGCUCCUCAACGUCGUCAUCGCAUCCAUCGUCGUGGCGUCUGUGCAGCCGCGGCGAGGCGGCGCGGCGGCUUCGGCGGGCGCCGUCCACAGCCAGGAGGAGGCAGAGGCGGCGGCGGCGCGGCUGGGAGACGGCGCGAAGAGGCUGAAGAGGAGGAAGAGCAAGAAGCGGACGGCGGCCGUGGCUGCCGUUGCGGAUGGCCGCUGCAUGGCGCUGGUGGCCACGGACGGGGCGGUAGAGGCGCCGCCGGCGGCGAAGGUGGUGGAGGAGCUGACGGCGGCGGAUGAGGAAGCGGCCGGCAACGCGGAGGAGGUGAACAAGCGGGCGGAGGAGUUCAUCUCGGCGUUCCGGCACCACCUCAGGGUCGACUCCUUCUCGUCGGGAACCGCCCGGCGAAGCAACGCUAGAAUGGAAUCAUGCCUUUGACUGGAACGAAUUGCAUGCAUUUUGUGUUGUGAGCUUGCAAACAUAUGUUUUCAUCCUGGUUUCAAAGAACCUUUUAUUUUUCCAUUCCAGGAUUUCUUUUUUCAUUUGAGAUGUAGUUACUCUCUUGAAGUCGUUUGAUGGGAAUUGGCUUCCUCAGUGAACUGGGGAAAAUGCUCAAGAAUUUUCCAUCAUUAUGCAUAGUUCUAGUCUGUAUCAAAUCAUUAGGAUUUCGACCCCGGAACUGCCACAAUAUAAGAGCAACUCCAACGGAUUGAUUGAUU
Molecule: messenger RNA, 1341 nt
Organism: Setaria italica (foxtail millet)
Lineage: Eukaryota; Viridiplantae; Streptophyta; Magnoliopsida; Poales; Poaceae
Exons: 1
Coding region: 455-1060 (201 amino acids)
Source: RefSeq, a predicted model, not a curated record